AUGAACCCACUACAAAAAUCAUCUGCAUUCUUAAUAAUAUCAAUCCUACUCAUAAUAACAUUAUCCCCUCUGAGGGUAUUUACACAAAAAACUGUAGUAGAAACUGAAGUGGUAACGAUAAAAGCUCCAGAUGUUACGGUCGCAGUACCACCACCGGAUGCUAAUCCAACUGAAACGGUAGUUAUCGGUCAACCAAAAGAACCUGCUAAAGUACCGGAGCCUGCUCCCGGUGAAGAACCAAAGGAGCCUCCAAAACAAGUACCCAAUGAGCAACCUAAAGAACAACCAAAAGAACCACAGAACCCUGAAGUCACUCCUCCUCCGCAACCUAAAAGUCCUCCAGGAAAGCAACCUGAUUCAACAAAAAAUUCAUCAAAAAGCGCUGUUUUUGUUUUAACCGGUAGCGCGCCAACACCUACCAACCUCGGCUAUGUUAAUGUUGUAGAAUGGAAUUUAACGGGUGUUAAUAUCAUAAUUGGUGGACUAUUCACGUUUAUGAACGCUUGGGUUUUAUAA
Funneliformis geosporum is the source of this 516-nucleotide messenger RNA. The record is from the annotation of a GenBank genome assembly. NCBI's taxonomy places the organism in Eukaryota, Fungi, Glomeromycota, Glomeromycetes, Glomerales, Glomeraceae.